Molecule: messenger RNA, 1896 nt
Organism: Cucurbita pepo subsp. pepo (vegetable marrow)
Lineage: Eukaryota; Viridiplantae; Streptophyta; Magnoliopsida; Cucurbitales; Cucurbitaceae
Source: RefSeq, a predicted model, not a curated record
UUAUUCAAGAGAAUUUGAACCUCUAUUGUCGAACUUUUGAGGAACACAAACUUCCCAACAAAUUGUCCGUACAAGUAAGUUCUCAUUCCUCAUUAAUCUCAUGAUUUGAAUACUAUGGUAUGGAAACAAUGUGCUGCUAAAAAUCCUUAAAAUCAAAGAAAGUACAAGACCAAGAUAACUCCCAUUAAAAUAGAAAACUUAUUUCACUGCUUUUGAUACGGAUGUACUUUAUUUAAUUUGUAAGAAUAUGACAUGGGAUCCUAACAUCCUGCUUGCAGGUAUCAGGAAUCAAAUGAGGGAAGUUUCCCCUCACUCAACCUUACUCACAAGGAAGUUGGUGGAUCUUUCUAUACAGUGCGGGAGAUUGUACGUGAUAUAAUCCAAGAAAAUAGAGUUCUUGGUCCAGGAAAGUUGUCACUAGAAGAGCACAGCACGGAUCAUUUACUUGAAGAGAAUCCACUGCACUCAAUUGCUAUUGAACCUCAAUCUCCUUUAACGUCGCCCUCAGAGGAAUUUGAUUUUCCAAUCAACCACAACCAUUGUAUAAAUGAAGAACCAAUCAUUGUUUCAGAUGAGGAGCAAUACACUUCAAAGAAUAUUCAGGGAUCACAGAAUGGGGUCAUAAUUAACGGCAGUCUGGUGGAUGCCAGUGACAAGGAUUCUGAUGAAUUUAUCCAGACAGAGUUGCCAGUAAAUGAACACAAGAAAAUAGAGGAAGUGUUGAAAGAGGAAUCAGGAAUGCCUAUUAAUCAUGUAACUCCUUUGGCUGUAGAUGUCAAGGUAGGGACAUUCCCGUUGGAUUCAUUUUCUUGGGCUGCUAAUGGUUCAGAUGUAAUAUCUGAGACUUUGAUUUCAACCGAUGCCUCGGAAAAGAAAGUUAGUCAAACCAUCGAGUUAGAAUCAGAUGUUAGCUUGUUUAACAGUGAAGAUAAUAAUUCCACGAAAGCUUCUGGUCGGGCAGAUGAAAAGGCAUUAUCAGAAACAAUGUCUGAUUUGGUGGAGGUAGCACAAAUUGUUGAAGAUACUGAUGGAACUAUUAUGAAAGAUGGUCGCAUACAUGAAGUUGACGGUCCUGGGUUGGAAAUUUGCACUGAUACUCCAAUAUCUGUGACCUUUGAACAAGGCCAGAAAUCUAGUGAAAUAAAGGCUCCGAAUGCUUCUCCGAGCGGUACCAAGAAUCUCAACGAUUCACGCAACAAUGGCAUCGAUCAGGCUUCAAAAAUCAAAGAGGAGACAGAGGUUAAAAAUAAAGUAGAGGCAGAACAGACUGGUGGCUCCCAGAAAGAAAGCAUUCCAACACUAAAUAGACUUAAUCUCAAAUCAUGGCAUGGGACGUCAAAAGAUUCUUCAAAACCCGAAAACAACCCGCUUUUGGAAAUCCUCAACGCAUUCAUUGCUGCCUUCGUGAAGUUUUGGUCCGAGUAAGUUCUAUGACUGUCAAUCGAAUAGAUAGAGAGUAGUAGUUAAUUUUUCCUGCCACAGAACCUGUCUGUCUGUGUACCAAACCUGCAAUCGGUUACCCCGUCGCCUCCACUCGGUCCCAUUGUCGAUAUUUAUGAAGAGAAAAACUGGAGGUGGGUUGGCAUUUCUGUACCCUGCAGUGUGAAAGAAAGCUUAGGAGUAGCAUAAAAGCCUGUAGAAGGGAUUUUCUUCUCUUUUUUUACUGUAAGCAUGAGAUGAUGAGAUACAUGUCGUCCCCACCGCCAUGGUUUUCUUCUAGAAAUGAAGAUUUUGCUCUAAUUAAUGCAUUAGCAUAUGAUGAAAAAAGGGUGAAAAGAGAAGGAAAAGGUCGAAGUAACGUGAGGGAGGAGCCUUUGUGUGUUAGGAAAACAUGGAAACAAGAGAGAAAGGCAUAUACAGAUUGGAGUUUUAAUAGGCACAUCUUCUUUGCCCUUU